This is a messenger RNA of Cynoglossus semilaevis (tongue sole), 7732 nucleotides long. RefSeq names its product HEAT repeat containing 5a (gene heatr5a). Bases 227 to 6379 code for a protein of 2050 amino acids. Gene Ontology annotation, biological process: retrograde transport, endosome to Golgi; endocytosis; intracellular protein localization. The transcript is spliced from 42 exons. The record is from RefSeq and is a predicted model, not a curated record. Gene Ontology annotation, cellular component: endocytic vesicle; Golgi apparatus; membrane. NCBI's taxonomy places the organism in Eukaryota, Metazoa, Chordata, Actinopteri, Pleuronectiformes, Cynoglossidae.
UUCUACUUCCGCCAACUUGCCUCUGUGGUCUGUGCAGUUCAGUUCGUGUUAGUUCGCAACAUUUAAACAAUUUAAACGAGCAAAGGAGUGUUUCAGGUGGUACACUUGUACAGAAAGGUACUGGAACGCCAACAAAAAAUAAUCAGGUAGUAAGAAUUAUGUAUAAGGAGGACAGACAGCACUCUCCUCACUGACAGAAGAGAAGGGGUCGAAAGAAGUGAAGGAGAUGGAGCACGCACACAGCCUCCUUCUAAAUGAGGAGGUGUGCAGUCAGUUAAGUGAACAUCAGAGGGCGGAGUUUCUUUAUGAAUGGCUGAACCACUUGAAAAAGCUGCUGCUGGUCACUGACAGGGUCGACAUCAAACAGAACCAGCGGCGUCUGGUGGACCAGCUGUCUGGUAUUCUUACUGGGUCCCCGGGCCCACCUACCCGCUGGCUGCUGGCCCACUGCUUAUCUCUUCUGUACCGCCUGGGAGACCCCCUCCCUAGUAGCCUAUUGGUGGACAGGUGCAAUGACAUCAUCCGUAGCAAAGACGAUUCACCGUCAGGCCUCCCCACGAGACUGGCGGCUAUAGCCUGUAUUGGAACUUUGUUUGAGCAGCUCGGUAGGAUGCUGGUCGGCUGCUUCAGAGAAACUCUGACCAACCUGCUGAAGGCAAUGAAGAGUGCUGAGUCCCAGGGUCGAUAUGAGAUCAUGCUAAGUUUGGAGAAAAUCCUACGAGGUUUGUCCACUAAUGCUGUGCCGUGUCACCGUGACAUCUAUAAAGCUGCGAGAUCGUGCCUGACGGACCGAUCUAUGGCUGUGCGCUGUGCUGCCACCAAGUGUUUGUUGGAGUUGCAGCGGGAGGCAGAGUUCCUGUGGACCAGUGAGCUUGAAAAUGUAGCAACACUUUGCUUCAGGGCCUUUGAGGGCUCCAACUAUGACGUCAGAGUUUCUGUGGCUAAACUGCUGGGAACGCUGCUGGCUGCAGCCAUGGAGCCACGUCAGUCCACAGCCCCCAGGCCCGUGGGGCGUGGUCGCAGCUCUCUGGAGGAGGCGAUGGAUUUGUUGAUGGCAGGUUUUGUCCGAGGAGGAGCUGGUUUCCUCAGAGUCAGUGGAGACAUGCUGAAGGGAACGAGCUCUGUCAGUAAAGACAUUCGUAUCGGCAUCACUCUGUCCUGUGUGUUCAUGGUUUCCACCCUUGGAGGCUCCUGGUUGGAAGCGAACCUGUCGUCCUUCUUGUCCCUCCUGAUGGAGCUGGUUUCUCAAAGCAAAGCAACCCACACAUCAGGGGACGCAGCGGUGACACGCUGCUGCGUCUCAUUCAUCCUAAGGAGCACACUGGGCUCUCUGCUGGGGGAGAAGGCUCAGACCAACGCUGUCAAACAGCUCUGUGUCACUGUGGCCUCACAAACAGCCAGUGAUGGAGCAGGGACUGAUGGAGUUUCAGCCUCAGAUAUUUCAGCCAAUCAGCACAAGCUUGUCUGUUGCCUUCUGGAGGUUGGUGGACUAAUUCAGGGACUGGGCUCCACAGCCACGCCCCUACUCACUGACACCAGCAUAGCCAUGCUGGACACAAUAACCGCCGUCCUCCUCUACCCCUCUUCUCCUGCUGUUCUUGCUGCCGCCUGGUGCCUGCGCUGUAUCGCUACAGCAAUGCCUUCUUUAUGCUCACCAUUGCUGGACCACUGCUGCGAGCGCCUGGUAGCGCUGAAGUCGUCACCUGAGGCUGUGGUUGGAUAUGGAGCCGCCAUCACUGCCCUGGUGGCCUCAGUGCAGCACUGCCCUCUAGGAAUACCUCACACCAAGGGGAAGGCUGUUCUUGCUCUGGCUGAGGAGCUCCUCCGCUCGGCUUCUCAGAACAGUCGCAUCUCCCUGCAGAGGACUCAGGCUGGCUGGCUGCUCAUCUCUGCCCUCAUCACUCUGGGCCCUGCUGUUGUAGAGCUACACCUCCCACGCCUCCUGCUCCUGUGGCGCUGUGUGUUUCCUGCCUCCCUAAGAGAGCAGGAGAUGGAGCUGCGUCGGGGGGACUACUUCACAUGGCAGGUUACACUGGAGGGACGUUCUGGGGCGCUCUGUGCAAUGAAGAACCUGCUGCUGCACUGCAAGGAGCUUGUCACUGAUGACAUCAUCAGCCGUCUGCUCACACCAUUGGCCUGCGCUGUGACCCUGCUCACAAAGUUGCCUCUGGUCAGCUCUCAGAGCAAUUCUGUUCGUAGUUUCUCACUCAUCUACAGACUGAGGGUGUAUGAGCUACUCACCCUGCUGCCUCCACAGACUUAUCAGGAAAGUUUUGGUCUGGUAAUGAACCAGCUUGUGUCUGAUCUGUGUGGUCAUGACAACCUGAACCAGACAUGUUCAGAGUUGACUUUGCUGCCCCCUCUCUGUCACCACAAUGACCUGCCACUCGUUGGCCCCGCCCUUCUCGACACUGACCACAGAUUUGUAGAGAAACAGCUGAGUGGCAGCAGCGUGGGUGGGACCUCUCUGGACAACGACCCCUUCUGUCUGUGUGAGAGGAGUGAUGAUGCUCCUCCUGCUCCACUGCCUCCUCCAGUUGAGCUGACUGCUGCUGCUGUUCAUCUGUUUGGAGUUGUCUUCCCUCAUAUCAUCUCUGCUCAGAGAGUGAAGAUAUUAGAGCAGUUUGUUGACACUGUGAACAAACUAAAGGGUCAACGGCAGCAGUCUGUCCAAACCCAUGUCUGUGCUGCCCUCUGCAGUCUGCUUAAGCACCAGGGCAGCACACGGGCCAGUCUGGGGCCUGAGGAGAUGCGUGCUCCAGCUUUAGCCCUACUGACAGGGGCGCUAGAGAGCUCCAGUCCUUUGCUGCGCUGUCUGGCAGCUGAAGGAUUGGCUCGUUUGGUGCAGGUGGUGGGAGAACCGGGCUUUACUGUCUCGGCUUCUCUGCUCUGCUUUGACAAGUUAAAGAAUGUUCGAGAUGCAGCAUCUCGUAGUGGUUAUGCUCUGGCUCUGGGGGCACUGCACCGUUACAGCGGAGGAAUCAGCUCAGCUCAACAAAUGUCCACUUCUCUGGGAGUCCUGUUCACCCUGAGCCAGGACAGCACCUCACCUGAAGUCCAGACCUGGUCUCUCCACAGUCUUUCCCUGGUCAUGGACCUGUCCGGUGGCCUUUAUCAGGCUCAUGCUGAGCCCUCUUUCACUCUGGUGCUGAGGCAGCUUCUUUCUGCUCCACCGACACAUCCUGAAGUCCACAACAGCCUGGGCCGCUGCCUGCAUGCCCUCAUCACCUGUCUGGGUCCAGAUCUGCAGGAUGAAGGUGCAGCCAUGUCCGCUCUUCGCUCCAGCUGUCUGGUGGCCUGCGGAGUCAUGCAGGCCAGUCAAGACUGUCUGGUCCAGGCCAGAGCCAUUGCCUGUCUGCAGCAGCUGCACAUGUUCUCGCCUGUGCAUGUCAACCUGGCCGACCUCGUCCCUGGUCUCUGCGAGAUCUUGUUGGAUUAUUCCAUGUUGGCUAACCUGUGCAGCUCGUACCUGUGCCUCCGCCGGGCAGUGGUGGCGUGUCUGCGGCAGCUCGUCCAGCGGGAGGCGCUGGAGGUUUCUGAACAUGCUGUGACUCUAGUCAAGGAGUUGCCAAGACGAGACAACACUCAGCUGGACGUCACUAUAAAGGAAGUAGGUCUGAAGGGAGCACUUUUCUGCCUGUUGGACCGAGAGUCAGAUCCAGGUCUGAGAAAGGACAUCCAGGAGACGCUGGUCCACAUGAUGACAUCCAGUACCACCAGUGGUAAACUUGGACACUGGCUUAAACUCUGCAAAGAUGUCCUGUCUGCAACAACAGACUGUUCCUCACCAGCAGGGACACUUCAGCUGGAGGAGGAGGUGGAGUCCGGCAGAGAUGAUGACUCCUCAGUGUUUAGAGCUCACUCAGAGUCUGGGGGCCCGUUUACGGCUCUGCGCUGGUCCACGCGAUGCUUUGCCAUGGAGUGUGUUUGUCGUAUUAUUGCGCAGUGUGAAACUGCUGACUCGGCUCAUUUUGACAUGACUCUGGCUCAAGAGAGACGACUGCAGGAGUCUACAGACUUCCUGGUUCUCCAUCUUGGUGACUUGGUUCGCAUGGCCUUCAUGGCAGCCACAGAUCACAGUGACCAGCUGAGACUGGCAGGUCUGCAGACCUUGCUGGUGAUCAUCAGGAGGUUUUCCACCAUCCCAGAACCAGAGUUCCCUGGUCAUGUGAUCUUGGAGCAGUACCAGGCCAAUGUCGGUGCUGCUCUCAGACCAGCCUUCUCUGCUGAUGCCACUCCUGAUGUCACGGCUAAAGCCUGUCAAGUCUGCAGCGCCUGGAUUGCUAGUGGCGUUGUCAGCGACCUCCGUGACCUGCGUCGUGUCCAUCAGCUUCUGGCCUCCUCAUUGGUUAAAGUCCAGGCUGGCAGAGACCUGUUCACUCAACUGUACAGUGAAGCUACAGCAACAAUGGAAACACUGGCAGUUCUGAAGGCCUGGGCUGAAGUUUACAUUGUAGCUGUUGAGAGGAGCAGACAGAUCAACAUCUCUGAAAGGAUGGACGACCUGUCGGUGUCCUCCCAAGCCAAUGACUGUUCAAUCAGUGGGUCCGAAGGGGCGGGGCUGCUGAAGCUGGUCCAGUCAGAUCUGACAACCCUGAGUCGUCUGUGGUUGGCGGCGCUGCAGGACUCGACCCUGCUGACGCUGCCUCAGGAAUACACAGCACAGCUGCCUGCAGCAGGAGGCUCAUUCUACACAGUAGAGUCGGUGAACCAGGUCAGAGCUCAUUACUCCUCCUCCUGGGCUCCCAUCCUCCAUGCCACCUCCCUCUGGCUGCACAGUACAGGUUUUGUGAUGUUAGACGAUUCACCUGCAACUCUGUCCAGACCAGCUACGCCCACAACUAUGGGGCACACAGACUCCAGGGGUAAAGUCAAGAGUCAAGAAGACGUGAGCAGUGAGAGACUGAACCUGAUCCUGGGGAUCAGUGUGGAGUUCCUUUGCUCCCCACACUCUGAGAACCAAAUGGAGAACAUCACGUCCUGUCUCAGAGCUCUGCAGGCACUGUUUGAUGUCCCUUGGCCCCGUGCUAAGAUUGGAAAUGAUCAGGCUCUUAGCGUGGAGCUGCUCAGCGUUCUGCACAGACUCAUGGUGACUCGGGAGGCGGUGUCUGUUCAGCUCCCUGUCCUGGAUUUGCUGCGUCAGAUUGUGACGGCAGCUCAGGAGCAUGUCAGGGAGAAACGCCACAGUGCUGAAGUUGACGACGGUGCUGCAGAGAAGGAGACGCUGCCAGAGUUUGGGGAGGGACGGGACACUGGGGGUUUGAUUCCUGGACGCUCGCUGGUAUUUGGAGCUCUUGAACUCUGCCUCUGCGUUCUGAUCCGGAAACUGCCACAGCUCAGUCCCAAACUAGCCGGAACCAGUCAAAGUGGUCCUGCAGGUUCAGUGUGGAGUCUCAGUGACACUGACUGUCAGCAGGUGGCGUCUGCGCUGGGCGUCCUGUCUGAGCUGCCGUCCAUCUGCUCACCAGAGGGCAGUGUUUCCAUCCUCCCUACUGUCCUCUACCUGUUGCUUGGUGUCCUCAAAGAGGUUGUCCACCAGCCCAGCACACACACUGGGCCAGGGGAUACAGCUGGUCUAGGUCUGGUGGAACAAGCAGUUCUUCAGGCUCUGAAGUUGGUGCUGACAUCACCAAUGAGUCGACAGGAGAAGAGUGGAGGAGCCUGGAGGAUGCUGCUGAGAUCAGCCCUGAACACACUGCUGCAUCUGUGGGAGGCUGGUGACAGUGUCGUGGAUCACAGAUGCCUCCUCACGGCCCUCACCGUCUUCCUGCUCUCUGCUGGUCCUGACGUUUGCAUCGUAGAACCUCUGCUCUCACUCAGUCUGCAGCACUUCAGAGCCAGCAUGGAGGCCAAAGACCCACGGGUUCGGAGUCUCUGUUUUCAGCUGCUGACCUCGAUAUUCCAGGCCCAGUCAGCAGUGGCCGUGCCGUACAUCCAGGCCCUUGGCCCAACGUUGUUUCAUUUCCUGCAGAAGGUGGAGAAACAUCGUCCUCAGACUCAGGAGGAUCUUGUGGGAGUCCUGGAGGGAGUCCAGGCUUUGGAGGCCCUGGUCCAGGCUGCAGAUGAGCCUCAGCGUCCUCAGCUGUUGACUAUUCUACUACCACUCCUCAUCUCCUUCUUGCUGGAUGAAAACGCUCUGGGCUCAGCCCCGGCAGCUUCACGCUCCCUCCACCAGGCUGCGCUCAAGGACUUGAUGCGUCUCGGUCCUCAGUACCCCACUGCCUUUAGGUCUCUCAUGACGUCGUCUCCUCACCUCAAGUCCCGUCUGGAAGCUGCCGUCAGAGGAAACCAGGAGAGCGUGAAGGCUAAUGCUAACACAAAUCCUCGCAGUACUGCCAAGGCAUCGCCCAGCAUCAAACUGAAAACAAACUUCCUGUGAGCUGCUGCUGCUUUAGCUUCAGAAAGCAAUUCCUUUAAAAGGCAACCUAGAUUCCCUCUUAUCCAAGUUUUCCAGUCACUUUUGACAUGAGUUCUUGGACUUUAGCUCAUGUUCAUGAAGCAUCAGCUGUUAGUUUUACUUUAACUCCUAAUAGCAAGUGAGACUCUCGUUUUUUUAUUGAUCUAUUAUAGACUUGAACUAAACUAACUUUUGCAAAAACAAUACAACAAUCACUUUGAUUCUCAGCUAAUCAAUAGAUCAAUCAGUGAGUGAUGGUACAGUGCUGAAUACACUCUUUAAUAAUAGCCUCAUUCCACCUGUCAUUACAGGUACAGUGAAAGGGGAUUAAAACUUGUCUAUUGUAAAUAAAGUACAGGCACAACAUCCACAAAGACUGCUCUGUGAGCGCCCCCUGCUGCUAGAAUCAAGUUGACUGACUGAAGAGGUCCAUAGAGAAAAUCUGCCAUUUUACAUCAUUACACACAGGAGUGGUUGAUACUCUGUUGUCUGCAUUCAUAUGUGUAAACUUGUUGUUUUCUAAUGAAAAUGUUUACAAUUCACUUCAGUUACACAAACUGACCACAUGAGGCAGCAGCAGACCAACCUGUUCCUGUGUUUGCUUGAGGUUCAGUUGUUGUUUUUCUGGAGUUUGGGAGAGUAAUGUGUUUUUCAAAUUUCCUUUUGAAAGGGUGUCAGAUAUGUUGUAGAUAGAAAAGGUGAGCCAACACUUUACAAAAACCUUUACCUUAAUUGUCAUUUGCCUUGACACAGUCCAUGUGACGACACAAUCAGUUCAAGAUGCUGACAUGUCCUGAGCAUCAACCUAGCAUCCUCAAAACAUUUUGCACAAAACAUGUUUUUGACCUUUACAUCAGAUGUUUAUCCAGUUUACCUCUGUUUAUUUUCCCCAGCGGUGUAUAUUGUAUGAUAAUUAUAACCAUUUUGGCUGCUCGAUACUGAUAGGGCACCACAGUCAACAUAUGAGAGACACUAACGUAUAUCUUUUUAGAGAUGUCUUUAAGUUUAGUAAUGUUUAAUGUCAGCAAUUACAAACAUCACAGAUGUUUGUAUAAAUGUAGAACACCUAAGAAAGACAGCUGUAAGCCUUAAUGUUUGUUUUAUAUAUUAACUUCAGGUAGGGAAUGUGGACAAACGGCUGUUUUAGUCUGUGAAGAGUGUUACAGAUUCCUCCAAUGCUUGAAAAAGAUAUAACUACAUGCACUAUCUCUUAGUUACAAAGUACCAAAAAACACUAAUGAUGAGAAAGCAAUAAUCUGUGUGUCUGUACAUGUGUGAAUAAUGUCACAUGGUUUCUAACUUCAAUAAGGAAAUAAAGAUAUUUCUCAACGUCAA